GUGAAUUAAUUCCUCAGUGUGUUCCAUUUCAAAGACGGCCAGGUCAAGUUAUAACGUAAUGAAGUCUUCUAUAAAUUUUUCAUUAUUUGCGGUCGUUAUUAGUAUUGUUUUAAUAACAGUACUAUCCAGUGAUGAUUCACUUGAAAAUUUGAACAAAGAUAGACCUAUCGUAGAAGUUCACGAGGGUAAAUUGCGUGGUGUUCAGGAGAAAAAUUACAAUGGAACCGAUUAUUUCUAUGCAUUUCGUGGCAUUCCAUAUGCUAAACCACCAGUUGGAGAUUUAAGAUUCAAGGAACCAGAGCCAGUUGAACCGUGGUCUGAUAUAAGAGAUGCCCAAUUCUUCGGCAAUAUGUGUGCUCAAUUUCACUGGGGAUUGAAACAUUUGGAGGGUAGUGAUGACUGCCUUCAUCUGAAUGUGUACACCACAGAUCUCACUCCUGAAGAGCCACGUGCAACGAUGGUUUCAUUACAUGGUGGAGCUUUUUUCUGGGGUACUGGUAACGAUCUUUUAUAUGGACCCGAUUUUCUUAUUAAGAAGAAUAUUGUGCUAGUAACAGUGAACUACCGUCUUGGUAUUUUUGGUUUUCUUAAUUUGGAUGAUGAAGAAGUACCGGGUAACCAAGGUCUAAAAGAUCAGAUUCUGGCUUUAAAAUGGAUCAAAAAUAAUAUUGCCAAAUUUGGUGGGGAUCCAACUCGUAUUACGCUUUUUGGACAUAGCGCAGGCGCCGCAUCUGUUCAUUUCUUGAGUUUUGUUCCAGCAGCUCAAGAGUUAUUUCACAGAGUAAUACUACAGAGUGGACUUGCGACUGUUCCAUGGGCAAGUCCAUCACAACCCAUGACAUAUGCAGCAACUAGAGUAGCUAGGAAUUUAGGAUGCAACGAUACUGAUACUAAAGAACUAAUAAAGUUUCUACAAAGUGUAGAUGCAGUUAAAUUGGCUGACAUUGUACACAAAACUUUUAAUCCACAGAAAUAUUAUACUCCUGAGAAACCAUUUGUGCCAUCCAUAGAUUCAAAAUCGAAAAAUCCGAUUUUACUCGCAUCAAUCAGUGAUUUAGCGAAACAGAGUAUAAAAAAACCUACUAUUGUUGGUUACAACACCGAAGAGGCCAUUUUUUUGUUAGCAGAGGCUGAAGAUGAUGAUUAUCAAUAUAUAGAUAUGCUAUUAAUAUUUUCAAAUGGAAAAAAAUUUUUACAAGAUCGUGGUGUGUCUAGUGGUGAUGUGAAAAAAUAUUUUAUGGGUGAUAAAAAAUUCAACCGAACAAACGCCGCGCCAAUAAUACAGUUACUUCAAGCAUACUUUCAGACAACGUAUGUCGAUGAAUUUCUCGAAAUUCAAACUACAGAAGUACCUGAUAUACCAGUAUAUUUAUACAAAUUUGAUUAUUAUUCAAAAGAAACUGCGAUGGUGCAAAAAUUUUUCAAAUCCGAUUUAAAAGAAAAUUUUAAUUGCUUGUGUUUAUCAGGCACAGCUCAUGCUGAGGAAAUACCUUAUCUUUUUUACUGUAAGUUUUUUUUGAACCUUGGUAUUGAACAACCGAUUUCUUUUCCAUCUGGGAGGAUCGUUCAACAAAGAAUGUUGACACUGUGGACAAAUUUUGCCAAAACGGGAAACCCAAACUUGCCAAAAUCAGAAGUAAUUUCUGUUGAUUGGAAGCCGGUGGAUAAUUCAACUGAAUUCAACUGUCUGAAAAUUUCUGAUAAUCUCACUAUGAUACAAGAACCAAACAUCUUGCGUCAAUUAGAAAUAUUCGCUCGACAUGACGAAUGAUUAGAAAUCAAGAUAAAUU
Molecule: messenger RNA, 1790 nt
Organism: Cotesia congregata
Lineage: Eukaryota; Metazoa; Arthropoda; Insecta; Hymenoptera; Braconidae
Source: the annotation of a GenBank genome assembly